Penicillium pulvis is the source of this 1008-nucleotide messenger RNA. RefSeq lists its product as uncharacterized. NCBI's taxonomy places the organism in Eukaryota, Fungi, Ascomycota, Eurotiomycetes, Eurotiales, Aspergillaceae. The coding region runs from base 1 to 1008 and encodes 335 amino acids. The record is from RefSeq and is a predicted model, not a curated record. The transcript has a single exon.
AUGACGAGUAUCAAUUCCGGUAGCAAACAUGCCCUUGCCGGUCGAUCGGCUACGGACGGUUCUGCUGAGCAUAUCGCCGUAGCCGUUCUGAUCGGCAUCGCCUGGUACAACGCUUUAGAACUCAUCGUCCUCUGCUUCACAACCUUCAAGCGAUAUGGAGGCCUCUACUUCUGGUGUCUGCUCAUUUCAUCAAUAAGCAUCAUUCCCUUCGGUCUCGGAUACCUUCUCGUCAUCUACGAUAUCUACGACAACUGUUUCUCUAUUGCCAUGGAACUCAUCGCCUGGGUUGGCAUGGUGACCGGCCAGUCGCUGGUCCUCUGGUCGCGAUUACAUCUUGUCGUCCAAAAUCCCAAGAUCCUCCGAGCAACCCUCAUCAUGAUUAUCGUCGACGCGAUCAUCUUCCACAUCCCCGGCUCCGUCCUCGAACUCGGCAGUCACACCAGCGAAGCUGCUCUCUUUAAACAUGGCUUCGAUAUCUUUGAGCGCAUCCAGCUCAUAGGCUUCUCCAUCCAAGAGGUCAUCCUCUCGGCUAUCUACUCCCUCGAGGCCGUCCGACUCCUCAAACUCCGUCCUCGUGGCCACUAUCGUGGCAUUCUUGUCCAACUCCUCGUCGUCAACCUCGCCAUGGUCCUCAUGGAUGCAUCCGUCAUCGCCGUUCAAUACACCGGCAUGUCCGAUAUCCAGUUCACACUGAAGGCAAUGGUAUACAGCGUCAAACUCAAGCUGGAAUACGCCAUCUUGAAUAAAUUGGUCGUCUUUGCAGAGAAGAUGAGCAGCAACUCGAAUCCUACCGACCUAUCGGAUUUCGUGGAUCUUUCCUUCCGCCCGAAUCAGCCGCCCGCGGAUAGCGACAGCCAGGCGCGUAUCUUAGAAGACUCCGAUCAGAAUACUGCGAUACAGCGUAUUCGAGCACCGUCGAAACAAUCUUCGCACGAUCCGCGCAGCUCUACAGGGACCCCUAAUUCUACAUCCAGGGCUAGGAUUGAAAGGGACGAUUGUUUGGCUUGA